Messenger RNA from Cuculus canorus (common cuckoo), 5088 nucleotides. It is a transcript of the gene NDUFAF2, whose product is annotated as NADH:ubiquinone oxidoreductase complex assembly factor 2. NCBI's taxonomy places the organism in Eukaryota, Metazoa, Chordata, Aves, Cuculiformes, Cuculidae. Gene Ontology annotation, biological process: mitochondrial respiratory chain complex I assembly. The record is from RefSeq and is a predicted model, not a curated record. Gene Ontology annotation, cellular component: membrane. The transcript has 7 exons. Bases 499 to 1155 code for a protein of 218 amino acids.
CGGGGCGGGGCGAGAGCCGGUGCCUCGUUGGGCUGAUGCUGGGCGCGAGGAGGGCCAUGGUCGAAGGAGUCUUGAGUGAAGGAAGCGAGGCUGCCCCGUAGGAAGGAGAAAUCGAUGGCGUUCCAAUUUGGCUUUGUAUUCUGCUGAUUCGUUGAGUUGUUUUGUGGAUGGGUGGAACCCGCUGUUCGUUCAGACACGCUUGACUACGAGAUGGGGGAUGUAGCGAUCAUUGAGGACGGGGGAGAGAAAGCAGUAUGAAAAUAGCUUAGUUCAGAAGAAUGGGCUUCAGUAAAUUCUGAAAACAGAUAGGAGAGAUCAUGUGAAUAUCUAAACAGAAUAACUGAAAAGGCACUUAGGACAAUUCUUACUUCUACCUACUCUGGCUCAUUAAGGCACAAGUACAAAUUACUGUUACGUAGAUGAAGGCUAAGUAGUACAGCAAUAAAUUAGGCUGGCUAAGUAAUGAGUUUUUAGUGACCUCAAAAGAAAAAACUCUCCAUGAAUCAGAUUAACUGCCACAGAUGCUGGAAAAAUAGAGCAACAAAUAGUAACUGGAAAGGAGAGGCCAUUGAAACAAAGAAAAGCAGAAGGGAGCUGAAAACUCAAGCACAUAAGAACCAAGCCCUCUCCAAAAGGACAGGGCAGAUUAUACCAGAAAGAAGAUUUGUGGAAGCAAUAAAUCGUCAACCAUAUCAGUAUGAAAUGGGUGAUUUUCCAACAGAAUGGGAAGCAUGGAUAAGGAAGAAAAGAAAAGAUCCACCCACCAUUGAGAAAAAAAAAAACUUUAUGGAGAGUGAAAGAUUAUUGGGAGUAAUGGUGCAUUCAGAGUUACAGGACUACUGGUACCUUCAGUUUCACAAGAGACUAUUCCCUUCCAUUCUUGGAGCUGUAAUCCACUUUCAGCACGGCUUAUCAUCUAGGUUGCAAGCUGUUACUGUUACUGAGAUGUCAGAAUGUGCAGAAGUCAUCAGUUUCUGGAUGAAAAGCAGCUGCCUCAGACUCCGCAUAGGGCCACUUUGGCAUUUCCUUAAUAAAAAUACUAUGUUCUUCAAGAAAACUUUAGCCAUCACUUCCUCAAACCCUGCCUCUCUAAGGAGAGGAGGCAUGCAGCUCCAGUCGUUACAAGGAUUGAAAACCUCAGAGAGCUUACAAUAAUCACCAAAGCUGGACUCACCUGUGGUGAGUAAAAUUUCUUCUUUCAUGUUAUCUAGAAGUAAACUGUUGAACAUGUGGCUGGACUGAAUUCUUACCACAUUGCACGAAUGUUGUUCCAAAUUCUGCGAGCUGGUGCAUUUCAAAGUGAACAUCUACAUGUAGGGAUUUCAACUGGUAUAAAACAUAGCUGGAUGUCUUCGGGCAUUUUUUAAUUUAGUUUUGUAGCAUGAUCCCGUAAUCCUUAGAUUUCUCUUUUAAUAAAAAUGGUGAAGGGCAUUUCCGAUACUCUUCAGAUGCCAUGUGCCUCAUGAGAACUGCAGGUUCAAAGGGUUUAUAUAAUUUAUUUCUAUACAGUGUUGGAAGAACAAGCUAACGCUUAGAUGACUGCAGUUACCUGGUAGAUAAUGUUUUCUGUGUUGGACAGAAUGGUUUUGUAUUUCCUCUAAAGGAAGCGCACAUUACAUAUUCAUGUUCUUAGAUUUCAGAAAACUUACAUGGUGUAUUUCGAGUGGCAGUUCAUAACGAAGCUACCCAUUUUAUAAAAUAUUUCCAUUUAUCUCAGAGGAGGAGGAAAGAUAAAUGUUCUGAACUUGCCAGUGUAAUUUAGAGAAGGCAAAAAAAAGGGACUUUUUGCUCCCAGUCACUGUUCACACUAUCAAAUAGUAAGGGGUUGGGUAGCAACGGAGACUCAGAAUUAAAAUGUAGUGAGGUGCAGGUGAGCUGGAGCAGCCUAUGCUGCUAUGCAGAUUUACAGACUAUCUGUCAUGGGUAGAAGUUCGCCCCAGCAGAUGUCGGCUUCUCUACCGCUGGGUAGGAAGCCCUGUAGAACCAGGAGGUUGCCUGAGGAGGAACCUAAUGCUCGCUGUAUUUAUUUGCAGUGAGCCAUGCAGAUAAACCAAAGCCAGAUUUGGAGGAUUAGUUAUAAAGAUCCUGUACAUUUCUAGUGUGUUUUAAGGAUAAUACCUUCUAUAAAUAUGCAUGCAAUAGCUUGAUUAACAUUUGCAUUUUGAACCAAGUUGGUUUUCCUAAUCAAAUUUGGAAAUACUUGGUCUUUUAUUUAAAUGCCUGUAAUUGCAGGGAAACUUCAGUCUCAUAACUGCCUCAAACUGUAGUUGUUUUAGUGAUUGAACCAGUAGUAUUUAGAAAUACAGUCACAAUGUUUUUUUAAGGAAAAAAAGUAUAUGUUCUAGUGAGAAUUGAGAAUGAAGUAUUUGCUGGUGGUAAUAUUACAAACAGGAAGGACUUGGCGCCUGUGAGAAAAUUCCACAGAGCACAUGUGCCAGUGUGAAAGGACAAUAUGUUUAUGCUAAGAAAACUCAUGUUUGAUCCAAUUUUUCUGAUGUGUCAAUUGACACCUAAUACCUGAUUCACAUUUUCUUUAGUUUGAGCACAGGAACCCUGAUUGCAGUGUACAUGUUAGUGGUAUGAGUUUAAUGCGUGAAACGCAUGCAUGCAGCUACUUGGAACUUGAAAAAUUUUUGUCCUGAUGUGGAUUGUAUAGAAGAUUCUGAACAAACUGCAGCAGGGUUGAUUUUUGGUUUGUUUAAAUAUAUUUGCUAAUGAGGAUCGUUCCUCAUGCUUUUUCCAAGAUGAAUGUCAUUAUUCAACUAGAUCACAACUGUACUUUAGCCAGUGAAAGCUUAUUAGAAGAGCCUUAUUUGAGUCUGCAAACCAGAUGCCAAUUAUACAUCAACAUAUUAAGUGGACUUUGAGCAUUUGCAAUUUAGUUACAGCUGCUGUUACCCAACUAAGAUAACUUUGUUAAUGUAAUCACUGGAAAAGGUUUGAAGUUAGUAAGUAGCUGGUCACAGUACAUGAAUUACAUUUGUAUUUUAAUCAUUUUAUGCUGUUUUAGCAGAGACCGUGAUGCAAUCUUCAGAUAUCAUGAAGGUGUACGACCUUGUUUCUUAGUAGCAGGGUAAUAGAAGCACCACAGGAGUAAUCUCCUUGAAAUCAGUAAGGUCAUGGUAGAUUUAUACAGCCCUGUGUGUAACAAUGGUAGAAUUGAGAGAUGUUGCAAUGGGGUUUUGCUGUAUUGACUGUGACCUUGAUACACUUGACAAUAUAUUUGUGUAUAGGAGAAUUUUCUCCCCUCACCCACCUCAGUUUGCAAAUUUUUUUAUGUGCUACUUUUGUAUUUUGAUGCUACAUAGGAAUGUGAAGUGUUUUGCCUCUAUUCUGUGCAUUUGUGAAUUUAAGUAUAGAAGUAAUUAAGGACUAAGGAAAUAGUGUUAGUUUUCAUAUUUUCUCUAAGAUAAAGUUUUCUUUAAAUAUUGUCCUUUUUUCUUUUCUGUUCUUCAAUGUUCAUGUACGUGCGAUGUCAACUCUUGACAAUAUCACAUGCAUUUUAAUACCAUUCCUAAAAUAAUCUCAUGAUCUUCUGCUCAGAGAAGUGUACUGGUCUAGUUUCUCCUUAGCUCUGUAUUAUACAUGUAAUCUGGAGAAAGCUGUUCAGCCUUUUUCCUCCUGCCUCACAGUCUAAAUGUGGAUAUUAGCAGCUUCCUCAUUACAUGGUGCUGGUUGCAGUUAAGUUGUAUUUGAGUUCAAGGUGUUCUAAAAAUUCCUAUUACCUUUCUGCUUUUGUUUCUAAUACUCUUCACUAUCUGCCUUAAGAAAAGCACAGAGGUCUUGUUAGCAGAUUUGCAUAACAUCCUUCUAAUAGGAAGCGUAUACUAAUGAAUGAGAAAAAACUUCAGUAUUUUCCAGGGUGCUUUUUAUUUGUGUUUACAUUUGGAGUUUUUUGUGUUUUCCUCUGAACUAGAGCACAAGCUCUACUAACAACUGAUUUUCGAUUAGACCUGUAGACAAGCCUUUGCUUGCACUUGUUUCAACUAAUAGGCUCAGCACUUCUCAGUGGAAGCAGCCAAAUCCCAGUUUGGGUCAGCUUUUUUAGUGAAUUUCCAACUUAAACCUGUACUCAGCCAUGUUUUAGUAGAGCUUAAUGAAAUUGAGUCAGCAAGUUGUACAAGCCUUCUCUGAAUACACGUCCUGUGCAGGCUUUUUUGCCUUGCAGUAGCAUCAUGUAUCAGACAGUUGCUUCAGUUUUAGGGGCUUACCUCCACCCCUGAUAAACUAGAUUGCUUUUAUGAUUUUUUUUUUUUUUUUUACCUGUGCAGGGGCAGCAGGUGAGAAUUUUUGCCUGUUACAAAAGCAGUACGUUUAUUUUAGCUAAUAUGCCUAGUAGAUACCUAAAGUUAACAUAAAGCUUGCCUGAGCAGUGUUGUGCUUAGUGUCCUCAUCUCAAUACCCAGUUCACUUUUGCUGCCAGUCAUCAGCUGAGAAUGUGUUGGCCUCCCUUGCUUCUUGUAUCAUACUAAUCCUUGACCUUACUGAGCUGUCUUCUUGUCUCUGGGGCAGGGUUUCCCUCAGGGAAGCUGCCACAAGCCUUGUCCUAUGUUUUUUAUCCUGGGUUACUAUCUCAGUAGUUUCAAUUCAGUUCUAGCUUUUUCUUGCAUGAAUUCAUCUUAGGUACUAUCAGAGUCAAGAUAUGUCUAUUUCUCCCAAAACUGCAGCCUAGGGCCUCCCAUCAUAGGCAUAGUGAGUUACGGGAAGAAAUGCAAGUGAUAAAUAGCUAUAUUGUGGGAAGUUCUAAACAAGUUCUAGAAAGCAAUGUAAAAGGUAGCCUUACUUUUAAUGUGUUGUCAUUUUUUUUUGAUGACACUUCUUUUCCUUCGUGAUCCACUACAAUAGCGAAACCGGACACUACAAUGUGAUUUUACUUCAAUAACAUGAGCAAAACAUUAAGAACACUUCAAGGUAGGGCUAAAACUGCAUUUGUAGAAAAAAAUAAUUUCCCCACAUUUUAUUUUAGCUAUGUAUUUAUCUGAAUAUCUGGAUUGUAAAAUUAAGAAAAACAAUGACUGCUUAAAAUGUUUUUUUCAAACAUUGUGGAUUGCAUUUACUUCUAUUCAUCUAAUUAUCUUUCUACUGUGA